Molecule: messenger RNA, 1603 nt
Organism: Nematolebias whitei (Rio pearlfish)
Lineage: Eukaryota; Metazoa; Chordata; Actinopteri; Cyprinodontiformes; Rivulidae
Gene: rims3
Product: regulating synaptic membrane exocytosis 3
Exons: 6
Coding region: 1-975 (324 amino acids)
Biological process (GO): regulation of membrane potential; regulation of synaptic plasticity; positive regulation of synaptic transmission
Cellular component (GO): cytoskeleton of presynaptic active zone; presynaptic membrane
Molecular function (GO): small GTPase binding; transmembrane transporter binding
Source: RefSeq, a predicted model, not a curated record
AUGAUGCUCAGUAGCUCCGUGGAGGUGCCCAGCCCAGGCGGUAUGAGUGGCCUCAGCGGACUGAGCGCAGCGGCUCGGAACGUGGUGCGCUCUUCCAGCAUCUCGGGGGCCAUGUACAGCCUGGACAAAAGUCAGAGCAAUGGGGGUCCAGAUUCAGCAUCGUUGUCUGGCAACAAGAAACGGCGCUCCAGUCUGGGUGCCAAAAUGGUGGCCAUUGUGGGGUUGUCACAGUGGAGCAGAAGCACACAGCAGCUCAACCAGCAAGAUGGUGGAAUGAAGAAGCUCCGCAGCACCAUCCGACGGAGCACAGAGACCGGCAUCGCCGUGGAGAUGAGAAAUCGGGUGACACGGCAGGGCAGCAAGGACUCUACAGAUGGCAGCACCAACUCUAAUAGCUCUGAUGGAACGUUUGUCUUUCCUACCACACGCCUGGGACCAGAGAGCCAGUUCAGUGACUUUCUGGAUGGGCUUGGCCCCGCCCAGAUUGUAGGCCGGCAAACACUAGCCACGCCCCCCAUGGGGGAUGUCCAUGUAGGCAUGGUGGACCGUGGAGGACAGCUGGAGGUGGAAGUGAAUCAAGCCAGAAGGUUGACCCCAAAACCAGGCUCCAAAAACAUACCUGCCACCUAUGUGAAGGUAUAUGUCUUGGAAAAUGGAGUGUGCUUGGCCAAGAAUAAAACCAAAGUAGUGAAGAAGAGUUUGGACCCCACCUACCAGCAGGCUUUGUUGUUUGAUGAGAGUCCUCAGGGCAAAGUUCUACAAGUAAUAGUGUGGGGGGAUUACGGACGUAUGGACCACAAGUGCUUCAUGGGAAUGGCCCAGAUCCUCCUGGAGGACUUGGACCUGUCUGCCACAGUCAGCGGCUGGUACAAGCUGUUCCCUACCUCCUCCCUGGCAGACCCCAGCAUCGGACCCCUCACCAGACGCCUCUCCCAGUCCUCUCUGGAGAGUGCCACCAGCCCGUCAUGCACCUAGAUACCCAGCAGACACCCACAUGAGCAGGCACAAGCACACACAGUGUUUACACGACGACUCUCUAUAAAGCGCAACAACACACACAUCCUUCAGGAAGGCGUACCGCUCAUAUUUUCAUCCACCGAUUAACGCUAGCUGACAAAACGAGCAGCGAAAUCUAAAUCCACACAAAUAACCUGAACAUGUAGCACUUUUGUUUUCCACCCACACACGUCAGCAUUUCACCACACACCCGGUGCCACGCCCUGCAUCGUUCCGAGUCACCAGAUCCACGUGGCGCAUCUCAUCCCGAUGCCAGUUUCUAAACUCUCUAUGCCAAACUGAGAAAAAAAGCAAACUAUUUUUUAAAACCAAAGCAAUUGUUAUUGUUGUUAUUAUUACUAUAAGUAGUGGGUGAACUAGUACACAAUAUAAAGUAUGAAUAUGUAGCAGAGUCAUUGACUUAGAUGUAAUGCAAAAAAAAGAAGAAAUAAAUAAAAAUAAGACACAUUUUACACAAAUAAGCUCUAAAGGAUAAGUCAAACACACAAACCUGGCUAACAGGCACAAUAUUCACACAACGGCUGUUAUGUGAGGUAGCAACACUGCUAUAUAUACUUUUCACAGGGCAGAGUUUAUAUACCUGAAC